GUUAAAAGUUUUUAGGUCGAUUUACUGCUUGUGGCGGAGUUGUUUACAUCGCUACGCUCAGCUUGCAUAUUUAUAUUCUCUCUCUCUCUCUCUCUCUCUCUUUCUCUCGCACGCGUUAUGUAUUUGCACGCACAUUGUUAUUCUCUACUUUCCCGCAUUUGUCGAGUUGGAAUCGCCGUGACUUUGUUCUUGGUGUGUUUAUUGUGUUUUUAUUAUUCGCACGGCGGCACUUGUACGCGACAGAUUGUUUCGUACUCUUGGCGUGUUAUUUUCUUCUAUGAUACGAUCCUUCCCGUGUCUUUGAUACUACUUCUCGUUUUCGAUCCUCUUUUCCGUCGUUAUCUAUUGCGAACAGUGUCGAACGUGUAUUCCGUGCGCAUAUUCGAGUUACAUCUUUGUCCUAAAAUAACAAAUUACGUCGGAAUGCCGUUUCAAAUGUCGGAUUUUCAUGUUCGCGUCGGAGUGCUUUGAAGGAUUGAAAGAAGGAAGAGGCUCAGGAGAAGCAUCGGACGGCUGUGGAGCAACUUCGAGAUCAACUUUGCAGACCAACAGAGCAACAACCCCGCUGCUGCGCAUCGUGCCGUCAAGAUGGAUAUGGAAUCCCUGUACGACUACGGGGAGGAGGAGCAGGACUUUUACGAAGAAAGCCCUGGAACCAGAAAAGGCGGCUAUCCCAUUGAUCAUAGAUCCAUAAAGCGUGACACGCGAAGCAUGGGCAGCUUUCUGGCAGCCAACAGCAUUAUCGAUGGCAACGGUAUGCUGACGGUGAUGGCGAAGUUGAUGAAACAAGAGCUGCCCUCCGACGCCGAAGAAGAGGGCUUGGUGCCGGCGCUCCCCGGCAGAAUCACCUCGAUGCAGAAGGUGCCCUCCCUCUCGGACCUUUCUGAUCCGGAAAGCUCCUUAGAUAUACCGGCGCAAGUGCCGCCGUUAACACCUGGGACCAACAAGAAGAUGACCGAGGCUCUGGAGGCCUCCUUCGCGUCUUGGGAAAAGGAACGAGUCCGCCUGAACAUAACUAAAGACCCGAGGCAAUGGUCGGAAGCAGCUGUCGCCCACUGGCUGCACUGGGCCAUCGGGGAGUUUUCUCUGGAGGGUGUGGCGAUGCAGCCGUGGCAGCACAUGACCGGGAAACAGAUUUGUGCCAUGGGGAAGGAAUCCUUUCUAGCACGUGCCCCCGCUUUCAUGGGCGACAUUUUGUGGGAGCAUCUCGAGCUUUUGCAGAAAGAUGUCGACGCAGCGAAGGCCUCUCUGGAGAACGUGCCGGCGAACUUGUAUGAAAGCGUAUGCGUGCCAGAUUUAGGUGAUUUUUUGGGAUACCAGAGUGGUGGCGGUGGCGGCGGCGGCGGCGGCGGUGGCGGCGGAGGCGGCCAUCAGGUGGCAACGCCAGAGCAUAAAAACCCGUCGACGCCCGCCAGCUCUACAACCUCCAACUCCUCCGGUCCUCCUCAGAGCGGUACGCAACAACAACCCCCGAUACAACCCUCUUCGGGCGCGGUGUCCCUGCCAUCGAGACAGUAUCAUAACGAUGGUGGUUACAAUCAUCUUCGCAGUCCCGUGUGCCAAGACGAAAGUCAAAGAGACGAAACGUCGCCACCACCUCACAGCCAUAGCACCCAACCACCAACCUCUCACUCUAGUACUCCUAACAGUAAUAACAACAAUAAUAACAACAACAAUGCAAAUAACGCAUACAUCCAUCUACGGAAUUUAAAUCAGCUCAAAACGGAAUCGAACUACAGCAAUCAUCACAUAGCGGAGCAUCUCCAAGGUGGAGGUGGCGGCCUGGGCAGCGGAAGCGAUCUCGCCGGUACAGGAAGUAACGAGAGCGACUUGAGGGUCAACGCGAACGCCACGGAAAGUUACAUGACGCCGGCGCAUUAUUCGGGAUACGACGAGGCCUCCGAGUAUCACAGCCUGCCGCAGGAUCACCAGCCACCGCAUCAAUACAAUUUGGACAGCUCGCCGGAGUUUUACGCCAGCGGGAUCCAUCUUGAGCCCAAAUAUCAGCCGUCGCCGUUCAAGAAUUACACUCGAGGACGCUACCACGAGAGUUACAGCGAGAGCGGCGGGUACGGUCAGUACGAUGCAACGUCGUUCCAGACGGUUCCCGGAAGCGGGAGCGGUGCUGGAGGCGGCGGCGUCGGCGGUGAUCAAUGGAGCGUCGGACUUGGAGACCAUCUGCCCCACCAUUCAUUUCUCGCGGGACUCGGACCGCGCGACUCCUCCAACCCUCAUCAUCCCACAUCUAUCGCCAAUAAUGCGGACCAAAAGCCCCUACUGCAGAGCCCCAUGCUCGCCGGUUAUGCAGGUGGCGGACCAUGUUUCACUGGAUCAGGUCCGAUUCAGCUGUGGCAAUUUUUACUGGAACUCCUAACUGACAAAUCAUGUCAGGGGUUCAUCUCGUGGACCGGCGACGGUUGGGAAUUCAAAUUAACCGAUCCGGACGAGGUGGCGCGCCGCUGGGGCAUUCGCAAGAACAAACCCAAAAUGAAUUAUGAGAAGCUAAGCCGAGGCUUACGCUACUACUAUGACAAGAAUAUUAUUCACAAAACUGCUGGCAAGCGAUAUGUCUAUCGCUUCGUAUGCGACUUACAAAAUCUACUAGGAUACAGUCCUGAAGAAUUACACGCAAUGGUAGACUUGAAGCCCGAGAAGAAGGAAGAAGACUGAGUUUCUGUUAAUGAACAUGCGUUAGGACUGUAUCACAUUGAUAAAUAAAAUGUAAUAAUACAAAAUCUUUGCAUUGAAUGUGCAAAAAGAAAGGAAAAUAGCAAGAUAAAGUAAACUUAUCAUAUAAAAUCAUUACGAAAUAAAUAACUAUAUUCAGAUACAGAAGACUGUGAUAAUGCGUCUUCUUUGUUCAGAUAUAAACAAAAAAAAUCGAAUCGGUCGUAUGUACCAAAGACAGGGUCUGCAUACCAUUGGUGCCUAAAGUAAAGUUAAAUAAAUUGUGAAUUUGUUUCUAAGUGAUUGAUUUGUCACAGCAGAUUUUAGAGGAUAUUUAUAGGAAUAACUCGUCGAUUUAUACAUAUAUAUAUUUUUAAUGUUACAUGAUUUUUCAACGCUACUAGCGUCAAAAUACUUGGUGAUGCCGCUAAAUUAUUUAUGUCUCAUCAUUUUAACAUGUGUGUUAUAUCUCGUUGAUAUGAUUGAUAGAUGACUCGAUAUGUGAUUGUUAUUAUACCAUAAUUUUACUACAAAAUAAACUAUACAAUAUUACGUGGCGAGCUUCUCCAAUUCGAUAUUUUCAUGCUUUUUUUUCUAUGUAGAAUAAUUUAGAUUGUACAACUAUACUGAGAGAAAAGAAUAAUUGCAGUAAUCAUAAUCUAUCUAAUGAUAAUGUUUUUUUAUAUUAAUGUUUUUAUUAUAUUUUUAUAGAUACUCCAACUGUACGGUUGGUUACAUGAUAUUGGCAGUACGCGUAUAAGAUUAUUGUUGCUAACAUGUAAGUAACAAUUCCUAUAAAAAUGAGUAUUCAAUUGUAGUUCCAAAUAUCACAUACUUUUCUCUCAGUGUAUACUUUUCUUCCAAGCUCGCUCCUCUAAAAGAACACGUAUUUUAUAUUAUUUCUUAAUUAUUAAAUUUACCUGGUAUGUGCUCGCGGUAUAUAUUACAUAUAUUUAAUAUCUUCAAUCGCAAUAAAAAUUGUUACGAAUAUAUUCGAUCGUGAGUUGAAAAAAGCUGAUGAAAAGAGUAUGCUGUUAAUUUAUAUAGGUUUUCACAAAAACAACGUUUGAAAGUGGCUUUUAUUUGCUAAGAUACUCUAAUGGAGAGAUUGUACAUUUAAUGACUUUGAACACAUCGCAGAUGAGUAUUUACGAAGAAAAAGUAAAGGGCCAUGUGCAACCAGUGUUCCAUAACAUUUGUAAAUCAGAAAAAAUCUCACUUUCAUUAUUUGUCUUGAAAUUAUUCAUACAUAUCGAAGAAUAGAAAUGAUUAAAAUUAUUGCUUAUGACGACAAAUUGUAGCAAUUGUAAAUGAUGUAUUGAAGAUAUUGUUGCAACCGCGGAGAUAACUCGCGAAUGCGCACGCGUGAAAUAAGAACACUAAUUUUAUCAAGCAAUUUAAAUCGGCUCUUUAAAUCGGCAAGCGUUCUCACGGUGCCGAGAACCAAGCGCGACUCUGUCAAUUUGUUGACUCCGUAACUUACAAAUUUAUUAUUUUUAAACAUAUCCGAGAUAUAAAAGACUCGUCACAUUAUAAAUUGAACACUUGGUUCUUUCCUUUCUUCGGCUUAUGGAACAUUGGGUACUGCAAUUGUAUCAAAUUUCUAGCGAUAUAUAUGUAUAACUAUUUUGCAUAAUUUGCUAUAAUGUGUAAAUGACCGAUGUUUUUAUCAGAGAAAAUGUUACAUGAAUGUAAAUGAUGCGCAGGUAUAUUAAUGGCAUAAAAAUUGACGAAUCGAAGUACGAGCAUAUACUUCGUGUUUUCCACGUGUCUUAUAUCUAGAAAUAUAUAUUAUAUAUAUGUAUAUGUGUGUAUAUAUAUAUAUAUAUAGUAUAUAUGCAUAAAUAUGUAUAUUACUUAAACUAUUUUUGUAUCCGCUGUGUUUGUUAAGUUUCCACGUACCAAAAUAAUUUAACGCUACAAAAUACUAAGAAACACGGUAAUAUCAUUAUGCAUAAUUAACAGUAUACUAAUUUCAGAGAUUGUUCGCAAAUUUUUAUUAUGUUGAUGAGAAUUGUUGAGGAAAACAUAUGAAAUAUUGGUGGCAACUUUAUUAAGACCUCUUGUUGAAGCUACCGAGAUCCUUCUUAGCGCGAUAAUCAUUAUAAUUACAGUUUCUCCUAGUGUUAUGUCGACCGGACGUUAAAUAAAUUAUAUUAAAUACUCUUAGCCUCCGAGUGCGGCGAAGGAAUACGAUGUAUAAAGCUACUCGAAUGUUAAUAUUAAGUUAUCAUGGUCUUGGCACUUGUUACUAAAAGAGAGAGCCAUACUUCUUUCCCAGGAUUAUAUAUAGCAUUUUGAAAGAGAUACGAAUGCAGAAACUUUUUAGUAGAUGCAAUAAAAAAAUGAAUAAAGAGAUUUUUAUAAAUACA
Molecule: messenger RNA, 5039 nt
Organism: Linepithema humile (Argentine ant)
Lineage: Eukaryota; Metazoa; Arthropoda; Insecta; Hymenoptera; Formicidae
Source: RefSeq, a predicted model, not a curated record